Messenger RNA from Brassica napus (rape), 867 nucleotides. RefSeq lists its product as uncharacterized. Lineage: Eukaryota; Viridiplantae; Streptophyta; Magnoliopsida; Brassicales; Brassicaceae. The record is from RefSeq and is a predicted model, not a curated record. The transcript has a single exon. Bases 380 to 820 code for a protein of 146 amino acids.
AUCAAGUGUAAAACCAAUAAAUUACAAAAAAAAAAAAACCAAUAAAUUACAACUGUUUUGUCCUGUAACUAUUUAAGUACGUAUUACCAACAUUUUUUUUUUUAAACACGCCAACAUUUGUAUAUUAGAGAAAACUAUAAACAAAAGAGUGAAACUAACUAACAAACAAAAAAACUGCAUUAGCCAAAAUGGUUUUCAUGACUUCUCUAGUUCUCUUCACUCAUUCAAAAACAACCUUUUCUUCUUCUGUUAUUUAUUGCACACUCAUACAAAUUUGCAGUACAAGCAACACCUCUUAAACCAAUCCUACAAAACCCCCACACACACACAAACUGAACAAAAAUCAAACGUAACAAAGAUUAUAGAGAAAGAAAAAAACAUGACAAACCUAACUCACUCUUUGCUCUUCUUCUCCUGUUCCUUAUCUCUAGUUAUAUGUGUGGCCAUUGCAGGAAGUAGACCUGCUCAUGGUCCAGCUUAUUUAAACCCAUCUGCUUUUUCUCCAGAAGCUUACGAUUUCUUUCACCCAAAAUCAUCACUAACUGACAAUAAUUCACCAAGAAACUCGCAUUCUUUGCCAUUUCUUUCACCUUCACCUUCACCUUCAAUGACAUCUAAUGUAGAAGCUGAUACACAAGGAAGUAAAGUUUCAUCAGACGAACACAUAGGUGAUAGUAGAAGAGAAGAAGGACGAGGUGAAACCGUUGGAAUAGUGUUAGGCGUUUCUUUCACAGCUCUUCUUUUAAUGGGAGUUUACUUUGUGAUCAAGAAACGACUGGCUAAUUUAACCCGCACGAUUGUAAUCCACUCUGAUGCUUGAUCAAGAAUAUGUCAUUAUCAAGUAAUUAAUUAUUGAUUUUGCAUGCA